Messenger RNA from Oryzias latipes (Japanese medaka), 3872 nucleotides. RefSeq names its product NADPH oxidase, EF-hand calcium binding domain 5 (gene nox5). The record is from RefSeq and is a predicted model, not a curated record. Gene Ontology annotation, cellular component: NADPH oxidase complex; plasma membrane. Lineage: Eukaryota; Metazoa; Chordata; Actinopteri; Beloniformes; Adrianichthyidae. Gene Ontology annotation, biological process: superoxide anion generation; defense response. Gene Ontology annotation, molecular function: superoxide-generating NAD(P)H oxidase activity; calcium ion binding.
GGCGGGGGGGCUUGUCCUCAGCAGCUGACACCCCCACAUAAGAGGAGAAGAUGAAGAGCUGCAGCAUCCGAGCUGAAGACGACCAUUGUAGGAGCAGCGGAGUGUCCUGCAUCAUGAGUGUGGACGAAGACGCUCGCUGGCUGGAGUGGGUCACCAAACAAUUUGAGAGCAUUGCAGGAGAUGACAAAGAGAUUAAUCUCUGUGAAUUUAAAACUGCUCUCAAAGUAAAAGAGUCUUUCUUCGCUGAGCGUUUCUUUGCCCUGUUCGACUCGGACGGCAGUGGAUCCAUCAGUCUGGAUGAGCUGCUGAAAGCUCUAGACCUCCUAAUCCACGGCACUGAGACUGACAAGCUCCGCUUCCUGUUCCAGGUGUACGACGUGGACGGGAGUGGCUCCAUUGAUCCAGACGAGCUGAGAACAGUUCUGAAGUCAUGUCUGAGCGAAAGUGCCAUCUCCUUGCCGGAGGAGAAGCUGGACGACCUCACACUAGUUCUUUUUGAGUCGGCUGAUACAGACAACAGCGGCUCCAUCACGUUUGAGGAGCUCAAAGAGGAGCUGGAGAAUUUCCCAGAGGUUAUGGAGAACCUUACCAUCAGUGCUGCCAACUGGCUGAAGCCCCCUGACCUGGACCAAAAUAAGCAUCAGACCCCUCGGUACCUGACCCGAGCCUACUGGCAGAAUAACAGUCGGAAGCUGCUGUUUUUAUUCGGAUACGGCGUCCUCAACCUGCUGCUCUUUGUCGUUGCCAUGCUGCGGCACAGCGACGGCGGUGUCUGGCUCAUGGUGGCCAGAGGCUGUGGCCAGUGUCUGAACUUCAACUGCACCUUUAUUGUGGUGUUGAUGCUGCGCCGUUGUUUAACCUGGCUGAGAGCUACCUGGGUGGUAAGAGUCUUACCUCUGGACCAGAACAUCCUGCUGCAUCAGAUCGUCGGAUACGCCAUCUUUUGCUUCUCGCUGGGGCACGCCAUCGCACACGUUGUCAACUUUGCCAACCUGUCACAGCACAGUGAGUUCCUAUUGUGGGAGUACCUGCUGACAACACGGCCCAUGAUAGGUUGGGUGAAAGGGACAGCAUCGCUGACGGGGGUGGUGCUGCUUCUACUCAUCUGCCUCAUGGUGCUCUGCUCCAGCACCUUCGUGCGACGCAGCGGACACUUUGAGGUGUUCUAUUGGUCUCACCUGUCCUACAUCUGGGUCUUGAUCCUACUCAUAGUCCACUGUGCAAACUUCUGGAAGUGGUUCGUGGUUCCAGGUCUGCUUUUCCUGUUGGAGAAGAUUGUAGGAAUCGCCGUGUCCCGCAUGGGCGGUCUCUACAUUGUUGAGGUCAACCUUCUGCCAUCGAAGGUGACUCACCUGGUCAUCAAACGUCCUCAGUUCUUCCAUUUCAAACCUGGAGAUUACAUCUACAUCAACAUCCCAGUGAUAGCCAAGUAUGAGUGGCACCCGUUCACCAUCAGCAGCGCUCCAGAACAGUCAGACACGCUGUGGCUUCACGUUCGCUCUAUGGGCCAGUGGACCAACCGUCUGUAUGAAUAUUUCAGGCAGACAGAUAGCAUGGAGCUCUGCAGUGGAAGACUGGCCACCAGCUUAAAGAAGCGCAGACAACAAGCCAAGGCAGAGCAGGACCAAUUGUUUGGGUCUGCGAGUGCUGACAGAGCCGUGGCAUCAACUGAGGAUGAAUCGAUCGAGCUGACAAUGUUCCGACAAAACGGCUUUCACUCCGGAGAGACGUCAUCUUUACAGUCAGGGGCUCAGGGCCUCGUGGAACAUGUGAUGGACGAACCAGGUCCAGCAGAGGGAGAAGAGGCUCCUUCACUCAGAGAGGUUUCAGCAAAGUUUGCUGAGAACCACAGAGUCUGCAACAUCAAGUGUUAUGUAGAUGGACCGUAUGGAACGCCAACUCGACAGAUUUUUACUUCUGAGCACGCCGUCCUGAUCGGAGCAGGAAUCGGCAUCACACCUUUCGCCUCAAUCCUGCAGAGCAUCAUGUACCGAUAUCGCCUGAGGAAGCAGAACUGUCCGAGCUGCAACUUCUCCUGGUGUGAAAAUCUCAAAGACAGCGACAUGACGCUCCGCAAAGUUGACUUUAUCUGGAUCAACAGAGACCAGAAAUCCUUCGAGUGGUUUGUUAGUUUGCUGACCAAACUGGAGAUGGACCAGGCUGACGAGGAGCCCGAGGGACGUUUCCUGGAGAUGCACAUGUACAUGACAUCCGCACUCAGCAAGAACGACAUGAAGGCUAUCGGCCUGCAGAUGGCGCUCGACCUGCUGGCCAAGAAAGAGAAGAAAGACUCCAUCACCGGGCUGAGGACCAGAACCCAGCCAGGGCGGCCGGAAUGGGGGAAGGUCUUUCAGAAGCUGUCAAAGGAAAAUAAAGGCAAAGUUCAUGUGUUUUACUGUGGGGCUCCGUCUCUGGCUAAGGCCAUCAAGGCUCAGUGUGAACGCUUUGGCUUCAACUUCUACAAAGAGAACUUCUGAAGAUGUCUCUUUCACAACUGUGGAGUGUGUCUAUGAGUGUGUCUUUGUGAGUGCGGGUCUGUUCGUGCACAAGUCUUACUCACUCCAAUCAUCUUCGGAUCUAUUUUCAAUGCUUUCCCAGUUUUCUUUUACUUAUGAUCAUGCGAUUUUUAGCCAAAAUAAUAAAAAAAAACCUGUGUCAUUUUCCAGGAGAUAGUUUGUGCAGAGCGGCAGGAGUUCAUCAGAAAUUCACUGUUAGCCUGUAGCAGUCCCGCCCCCUUUCCCAUCCCUAAUGCAGAGCGUAGAGGUUGUGGCCCGCCCAAAGUAUCACCUGCGCCACAAAACUCCUUUUCCGAUCGAAUUUUUUCAUCUGCUUCUGAUUCACAAUAAAGAAAUACUCAGAAUGCAAUUUUGAGCUCAAUUUUCUUAACAUAUGUUUUCUAUCAUCAGAAAAAUGAACAUGUCACCAAAACACCAAAUAGAACAUUUUUGUUUGGAGUGGGUGGGUUUUUAGGUCAAACACACAUCUGGUUUAAGUCAACAGGAAUACUAAACUAUACCACUUUAAAAAAAACGACUAAUGAAUUUAAAUAUAUAUAUAUAUAUGUUGUGAAGUUUUGUUUUAGGAUUAUAAACUCACCUCAGCUACAAGCCAACUUUGUGUUUUAAAGGGAAGGGGGAAAGGUGGAUUUCUGGACAUUUAUGAAUGCUCAGAUGUUUUAAGCUUAUUGUUCCUGUCUCCAGCUUGUGUGUAUCUCCAUUUAUCUGUUUCUGCAACAAACAGCCAAAACUGAAACAGUUCCAGAGAAACCCCUGUUUUCUGGAGAAAAGCCUCCAAGCAUCAAAACGUUUUGGGUUGAAAGCAUACAGGCAGGAACAGUUUCUUUUUUUUUUUCAAGAUCAAAAAAAAUGUUUUUUCUGUUUUCUUCUUUUUUUUUUUUUUUUACAUUGUCCUGGCUCAAAAACCUUUUUUUCCCCACCUGAUAUGCUUUGUCUGCUCUGGGUGGUCCACUCCAGAAGACCAAGAAAAGCCCUGGACGAAGCUCCUGGAUGUAGAUUUGUAACCUGCACAGCUGUUGUUUUUUUUUUUUUUUUUGGUGUGUACAUCAUUGAAGUGUACAUCAGAUGGUAGAAGAACAGAGGCUCUUGUUUCUCUCAUAACUGACCUUAUUAUCUGACAUUUUGAACGCUUUUGUUCCAGGUUGUGUGGAAUUUUUAAGUUUAAUCAUGUUUUCAGAAAACCAACAUCAAGAGCAUCUUUACUUUAUCGUGGGACAUUGCUAAAAAAAAAAAAAAGCAGUGAUGUUAACCUGUGCUAGCUGGUGAAUUAUGUAUCUCAGUUAAUGUGUCUUUAUGUGAUGUUUAGUGUAUGACCACUCAUUUAUUUCCACAGUAAUAAAAGCUCUUCUAAAAGUU